AUGCCAGCCAAUUUCCCCCUACCCCGCACAAGGCUCUCAAACCGGGUAAACCCAUCGUCUUACUAUAAAGAGCCACUCAUACCCCGUCGGAUUUAUCAGCGACCCAGACUACUACUCUUUUCUAAACAAGCCUGCCGCCUCUUCUCUUCCCGCACUACAUCCCGAACCCCAUCCACCCCGCCACCCCGCACAAUGGCUCCCAUCGAACGCAUCACCCUCUUCAACAUCCCCGACGAGGCUGCCCGGGACCGCGUCCUUGAGCAAUACAAGAUCCUCGCAAAGACUGCUGUCAAGGACGGAAAACCAUACAUCCUCGCUGCAGCAGCCGGCCCAUCUUUCCCAGACCCACGCAACAAGGGAUUCAAUCUCUCCGUGAAGACGACGUUUGCUUCCUUGGAGGACAUGAAGUAUUAUGAUACGGAGUGUGAAGCGCACAAGGCACUGAAGGCGAUUGCGGGCCCCGCGAAGCAGGAUGUCCUAACAACCUUCUUUGAGAGCGUGCUUUGA
Aspergillus puulaauensis is the source of this 507-nucleotide messenger RNA. RefSeq names its product Dabb family protein. The coding region runs from base 1 to 507 and encodes 168 amino acids. NCBI's taxonomy places the organism in Eukaryota, Fungi, Ascomycota, Eurotiomycetes, Eurotiales, Aspergillaceae. The record is from RefSeq and is a predicted model, not a curated record. The transcript has 3 exons.